CCGCAGGGAGCCGCCAUGGCGAGGCCGCGACGGGGGUGGUGCUCGCGCGGUCACGUGAAGGGCUGUGGGUCAGCACGUGACGCCAAGGCCUGGUCACGUGCCCGGUGGCCGCGCGGGAGCGCUCGCGGUGCGGGUGCCGUGAGGAUGUUUCGGUCGCUGCUGCUCCCGCUCCCGCUCCCGCUCCUGCUUCUGCUCCCACCCGCCAGCGCCGCUCCACCGCAUCCUGCUGCCCGGGCGGUGUGGCCCGGCCUGGAGGAGCGGCUUUAUCCGCAGGUGCGGGACCACUUCAGCUUCGAGACCCGAGGCAACGAGACCUUCCCACAGCGGUACCUGGUGUCGGCAAAGUUCUGGAAGAAAGGAUUUGGACCCAUCUUUUUUUAUGCUGGCAAUGAAGGUGACAUCUGGACUUUUGCUCAGAACUCUGACUUUAUAUUUGAAUUAGCAGAGGAACAGCAAGCACUUGUCAUUUUUGCUGAACAUAGAUACUAUGGGAAGUCUCUUCCGUUUGGACUUGAGUCAACACAGCUGAAGAAGACUGCUCUGCUCACCGUGGAACAAGCCCUUGCUGACUAUGCAGUGCUCAUUACUGAGCUUAAGCAGCAGUUUGGUGCUGCAAAUUGCCCUGUCAUUGCUUUUGGAGGCAGCUAUGGAGGAAUGCUGAGUGCUUACCUGAGGAUGAAAUACCCAAACAUUGUGGCUGGAGCACUAGCUGCCAGUGCUCCUCUGCUGUCUGUAGCUGGGCUUGGAGACUCCACCCAGUUCUUUAGAGAUGUCACCAUGGAUUUUCAGAAGUCCAGCCUAGGCUGCGUCACAGCUGUCCGCAAGGCCUUCCAGCAGAUCAAGGACCUGUGCCUGAGUGGAGCCUAUGAUGAGAUCAGCGGCAAAAUGGCCACAUGCAGUAAGAUCUCUAACAAAGAGGAUGUUUACCAGCUGUUUGGGUUUGCUAGAAAUGCCUUCACCAUGAUGGCCAUGAUGAACUACCCUUACAAGACUGACUUCAUGGGUCACCUCCCUGCCAGUCCAGUGAAGGUUGGCUGUGAACAAAUUCUUGCCCACAGAGACCCAAUUCAAGGCUUGGCUGCUCUUGUUGGGGUGUUUUACAACUCUUCCGGCUCGGCACCAUGUUAUGACAUAUACCAGCUGUACCGGUCCUGUGCUGACCCCACGGGCUGUGGCAUCGGCUUGGAUGCGGAGGCUUGGGACUACCAGGUUUGCACCGAGAUCAACUUAACUUUCAACAGCAACAAUGUCACAGACAUGUUCCCCGAGAUGCCCUUCACAGAGGCCAUGCGGGAGCAGUACUGUUGGAACAAGUGGCACGUGAGGCCACGAACACACUGGUUGCAGACAAACUUUUGGGGAGGAGACCUGAGAAGUGCAAGCAACAUCAUUUUUUCAAAUGGAGACUUGGACCCGUGGGCUGGAGGUGGGAUAAACAGUAGCCUCAGCCCUUCACUGAUUGCACUGACCGUUAAAGGAGGUGCCCAUCACCUUGAUCUCCGGGGACGCAACCCAGCUGACCCGCCGUCGGUCACGGAAGUGCGCAGGCUGGAAGCCAAGAUCAUUGAUGGCUGGGUGAAAUCCGCGGGCAAGGAGUGGGCAUGGAAGCAGCACGUGGGAGCUGCAACGGGCAGCCAGCUGUGAGCCCUCCAUCCCCACAGCUCCCAGGCAGUGCAGAUAGUUCUUGCCCCAAAGGAAUCCACUUAGCGUGAGGAACACCCACUGAUUGAUAUGGAUGGAUGAAUAAAAGGCUUUCAGACACCAUGGCAAAGAGAUAAACAUGAUACAUAUGGACUUUCAGUACAGAUGAGCAGUGCUAAAAAAGAAACCAUGGCAGAAGUCUGAAGCCAGUGCCACCAACAUCCAUAAUGUGUUGAAGCCUUGGGCAAGCAAGCGUGGGAUAUAAGUGGAAAACCCUGGUUGUGUGGUGCUGUCUGAGCUGAAGGGAAGAACCACAGCCACAUAGCAGCAGUCACUGCUCAUGAGCAUCAUGGGAACACUGCUCCUGGCUCAACUUCAGGGCCACAAAAGGAAAAUGGGGUGCCAGCAGGAGUGACCCAGACCAGAUCAUGGCUGCAGCCCCUCCCCUGUGCUCAACAACCCAGUGGGGUUGUUGAACAAAGGCUCGUUUGUUCCAUCGUCACAUACCAACGUGGCGAGUGGGAGCAACGUGGGAACAUUACACAGAACAGGAACUCAGAUUUCAGUGGAAGCCUCCAGACUUGGACAGCAAUCUCCAGCAAUAUCACAGAGACGAAAAAACCCCAAGCCCUUCUUACCAAAUCCAAAGUCAGAAAAAUCUUAAACUUUCUGUCGAAGCAACAAGCUUCGUGAAGCUACCCUGUCCUGUCCGUUUUACUGGUCUUGUUAAAUAUACUGAGUGUGGCACUGGAAAUCAGGAGAUGACUUCCCUGCAGGGCUAUUUCUAGAAGCGCACAGCCGAAGGGAAGUCCUAAAGUGCGGGAGAAAUUCACAAAACUGUAAAUGUGUUACUGCAAAAACCUUUCCUGUUCUUAUCCCUCAUCACUGCCAACAUCACACUGGUAUGGAACUGGAAACAAGGUGUACUCUUUGUCUAGUAUUUGGAGGAGUAAAUACAGGUGUACCUGAACUUGGCAAAAUGCGAAACCUUGGAAUGCGAAAAUCCUGUUACUGGAAAGUCCUGUGAAACACGAGGGGGGCCUCUCAGCCAACACCAGGGACCUGGCAAAACUGCCAGUUUCUAUCACCUGUAAUGAGAAUUCAGCUUUCAGAAGUUCAGAGAUUAGAUGCUAACUGUGCCCCAUCCACCUGCUGAAUUUUCUUCGAGCAAACAGGUCUGUAUUUUUUUCCUAAGCUGUGGCUCAAAGCCCCAAGUAUGAGACUCCCAAGUCCUACAGCCAUGCGGCUCUCUGUGGCUCUGCCAGUGCCUGGCUCUGUUCCUCAGUGAAAGCCCAAGGGAACAGUAGAGGCAGUGGGGCCAAGGGUUGUUUUAGUUUGAUUAGGCAGGCACUCUUGGAGAGAAACCACUGCAGCUCUUUGUGCAGAAGGACAGAAUCCCAGCUCAGUGGUGGCCUUUCCACAACACUCCACUUCAGCCAGGAGCAUCCCAGUACACUGAAACAUCAGAGCGGGUUACGGACCAGGAAGUUCAGGCUUUGGAACAAGGAACCACAGAGUGCUCAAAGGGAAAACUUUUGAUUUUCUGUUGUGCUGGCGGAGCACAUCGUGGAAUAGAGAUGGGCUGUGGAGCUCAGAGACUGACCUGACACAACAGUUUGUUAAGAAAGUAAAAAUAAAUUAGCAAUUAAAAUUACCUUUGCAAGAGAA
This is a messenger RNA of Pseudopipra pipra, 3309 nucleotides long. RefSeq names its product dipeptidyl peptidase 7 (gene DPP7). The coding region runs from base 16 to 1644 and encodes 542 amino acids. The record is from RefSeq and is a predicted model, not a curated record. Gene Ontology annotation, cellular component: vesicle. Gene Ontology annotation, biological process: proteolysis. Lineage: Eukaryota; Metazoa; Chordata; Aves; Passeriformes; Pipridae. The transcript has 14 exons. Gene Ontology annotation, molecular function: serine-type exopeptidase activity; dipeptidyl-peptidase activity.